AUGGAUGCCCCUCUGCUCAAUCUCAAAUCCGAUAUGCCUCGAAUCGAUUCCCUAUCCUCGAUGCGUGCUUCAGCUUCCAUCCGCGCCGCUCGAGCCGCUUGCGCUGAGCAGCUCGCCAAUGGACCAUACACGAGAAGGUCAGUUGGAAGCACCACUUCACAAGGGCCGCACUCUUUGUUAGUAGCAGUUGAGUCUACUAACACGACUUUGUUUUGAUGCGCACGACCCGCUUCUGAAAAUGCUUGCCCAUCGCUGCCCUUUUCAGACGGCGAGGGGCUAGCAGCGGGACCGCGACGACCCAGAGCCGACCGAGCCUCCAUGAUUUCAGCGAACGCCCGCCCUCCGUCACCACUCGCCGACCGCAACACAACCAACUUGAAUCGAAAGACAUCAGGCAAGAAGACCAUUCGCCAUUCAAUCGAGUCGACACACCGCAUCUGACCAGUUGUCAGCAAGAGGAGGUGUUCCGACCUGCGGAUGCUCGUCGUCGGUUCUCGGCGUCGCAGACUCCAAAUCGGGACUCAGGCUCGCUGUCUUCAUCCAGUGGCAGUGCGUCUGAAACUGCCCAAUCGGACCGAGAAUCGUAUCCAUCUCGAACAUCAGGUUUGAACUCCUCUCCUUCACACCCCAUUGUCGGCGAUUUUUCGUGGCUCGACCCGAUGCUGUCCAGUACACCACCGCGCUGUUCGCCAUCGCUUUCGCCGUUCGCCAGUUCGCCGAUGGCAUCACCUCCCCUUGCAACGAUUAGUCUUGACGCCCUCAUUAACCCCGUAUCGAUCACUCCCAGCAAAAAACACAUGCUUGGAUUACUCCCGCCACCUAUUGUCGACUCCUCAUCGUUGGAACGACUGCGACGUUCCAGCCCCGCGAAGAGAAGAUCGAGGUCCAAAAGAAACGCUCUGUCUAGCGGUAAGAAGACCUUAUCUUCGCUCCUCGGCAAGUUCGAACGAAACGGAUUAGACAAAAUCAAUCUGUUGAUGGAGAACUCAAAAUCAUAUCAACUCGAGCAUUCACACGUAUCACCGCGCGCUUCGCCGGUUCCUCCCCACACCGAAGUGGAGAAAAACAUAAUCAACCAUGAUUGGGUGGCUGAAUCAUCGAAUGUCCGUGUUGCACCCGAAUCGACUGAAGUUGAACUUCUAAUGCAACCUUUGAAGAGACGGGGUGGCAAGAAUGGGCGCAAUCAGCCCCCUCGCCCACCGAACCCUUGGAUCCUGUACCGUUCGGCUCAGAUCCAGAGGCUGCGAGCCGAUCCCCGAUUCGUCAAAACAUCACAAUGCGAAAUUUGUGAGUUGCCGUUGCUCGAGAUAAGAAAUUCUGUAUAAGGGCGCUAGCUGACCUUAACUGUGGGCCUGCAGCAAGACUCAUCUCUUACAUGUGGAGGGACGAAACGCCGGAGAGCCGGCUUAAAUACGAACAACUCGCGGCCGAAGCCAAGGCGGCGCAUGCCAUCGCGUACCCUGGUAAGCCACUUGUCGCAGCAUCGGGAACCCCAUCUGGGACUCGGAAAGGCCCUGACUAAUCGAGGAAAAUAUUGUGCUGCAGAUUACACGUAUCGUCCGGCAAAGAGACCCCGACGAAAUGUAGAGCCAACCCAACAGGAGGCCACGACUCUUGAGUCAUCCGACUGCACCUCCUCGACGCCCAUCGACUCCGACCUCCUGAGCUGCACUUCUUCUUCCCUGCCCUCUGUGAAAACAUUGAACGAGUGGGGUUCCAAUGGGCCCAAGCCAGACUCUCAGUGGGCAAGUGGCCAGUGCAGUGAAGCGAGCUGGCUUCCUGCGGCGCCUUCAACGGUCGAAUCGCUCGACUCCAGUAUUGAACAUCUGCUCGCCUCGCUCGACUACCCAACCAGGUUCAAUAACGCACUCGAACUGGACACGAUGUGCGACAAUACCAACCCGCUCUGGAGCUCAACGAUGAAUCACUCGCCCGACGUGAACGCCAGCCAGGGAUGGGGAAUCUCUGCUUCCCCAUUCCUAGACAUGCAUCACGCGCAGAUGGUACCCUUCUCCGCCCCUGCCGCCUUUUCGGCCUUUGAAUUUGGUUCCGUCCCGUCCUCAGUCGAAGGGAACCUCUUCGACGGGGACUUUUCUUUGCGGAGCGCUCCACUUUCUCCCUCUUUCAUCGCCUCGAGCCCUCUUUCCUACGACCCUUCCCGGUUCGAGUUGUCGUCCUCAACUUCGUCAGCUUCGUCGAUGGCGAGCGCAGAUGACGUGGAGGACACAUUUUCAUCCCCGGGGACAAUCGCCUCCUCCGUCACGAGUGCCUCUGCAGCGCCCUCGCCCGCCAACAGCAUCGUGUCCCCGUUGUGGCUGGACCACCGCACGCCCUUCACGAGCGCAAGCCACACUCCCAUCAUGCUUGCAACUUCGGUAUUCGAGAAAGAUCCUAUCUCUGACCCACCGGCUGGCCCGAUGAAGGAUCUGACACGAUUUGAUGCAGGUCACGACAUCUUGGUGGAUCAGAACUGA
Microbotryum saponariae is the source of this 2474-nucleotide messenger RNA. The record is from the annotation of a GenBank genome assembly. Lineage: Eukaryota; Fungi; Basidiomycota; Microbotryomycetes; Microbotryales; Microbotryaceae.